ACUCGGAGGCACUUCAGGGGUUCUGACCGAUGCGUUUGGGCUCAAACCGACGGGAUCCGAGGAAUUUUCAAGAGUAGUACUUGUUGAGAUGGGAGACAGCUGCGGAAGUAGAUCUCCGCCCUCUUCAGAGGCCCCUACAGGCGCCAACGACAGCAACACCGUCAGUAUGGUUCGGUGCACCAGAGUUGGAGUAGCAGCACGCGCAACAUGUGUACUCCUUCACGCUCAAGGGCACUCGCUGGCAGAGGUCGAGAGAAUCACCACUAUCAAGGCUUUGACCGUGAGAUCAAUGGUCGACCGCGCCGUCCAACGAGGCUUCAAUCCAGCCCUCGGCGCUGCGCAGACGAUGCGGGAUGAGUGGUUUGCCGAUGCGCCAAGGACUGGGCGACCACGGAAGCGUUCAAUAUCACUUACUCAAGCAGAAGCUAUCAAGCCGAAGGAGUAGACGUUUCGGCGACGACGGUGUGAACGCGGAGACUGCGACUAUCCAAGCUUACAUCCAACAUCACUUGCCUGAGGACUUGUGUGGUCAAGAUGUGUGGUUUGACAUUGUGGGCUCGGCCCAACGCAGGCUCGUGUGGGUGCAGUGUCCUCCGCGCCCAAGCGCACACAGCCCGUUAUGUCCUGGUACCCACGCAAUCAUACCUACCAGGAAUGUGCAUCCAGGGGGUCAAGCGCAUGGUACAAGCGAUCAAGGCACGCAGCGAAAACGAGCCCGGCGUGGACAGCAAUGGGCUGUGUGGCGAAACACGAAGCCAGGCGCAACUUUGACGAGGUCAACGGCUGCUACUGCCCAUGCAAAUAGAGGCGAGAUCUAAGUCAGUGCAGCACUCUACAUGACUCGUCUUCGGUAUGGACUGUCGAUCAGCUUCAUUUCUACGUUCCCUCCUUUCCUUCGGCUUUGUCUUUUCUGGAUUGGGACUAUAUCUCACUCUGCUGGUAUUAAGACAAUGAUUGAGAUGCAUCUUUAUUGUGUGCGAUCCAAUAGUAGUCCGAGAUCUAGAUCUUCAAAAUGCCGGUCUUUCCA
This is a messenger RNA of Microdochium trichocladiopsis, 1027 nucleotides long. RefSeq lists its product as uncharacterized. The record is from RefSeq and is a predicted model, not a curated record. The transcript has 2 exons. The coding region runs from base 354 to 818 and encodes 154 amino acids. Lineage: Eukaryota; Fungi; Ascomycota; Sordariomycetes; Xylariales; Microdochiaceae.